AUGGCUCAAACCCGACUUCCACAACAGCAGGGGCAGCAGCAGCAGCAGCAGCAGCCUCCGCCUCAGUUCGCUACCCAUCCCUUCUCUCCUCCAGUCUCCUCACCCUCACCUCACUCCGCAUCAUCUCCCGUCAACGGAGCCGUGGCGCCUCCUCCCCAGAAGAAGCCUCGCUUGUCGCCACUUCCUCCAUCACAAACACAGUCGCCCUACGCCUCUCCCAGCUUUGGCGCAAUGCAACUUCCUCCUACACAACCGCCGAUGAAUGGCGUAAGCGCGAGCUUCACGCCAUCUACACCUACAAGUGCAGCACCCGCCCCGGGAACGAUGGGACCCCCCUCGCGUCCGGUCGACAAAACAACCGAUGCAGCCGAGUUGACGGAUGUAUUGGCAUCAUCCGGUAUCGAUGUUCGGGAGGAAGAGGCGUUCCUCACGCGCAGCUUCUCUGGGCCCAAUGCGCAGGCGCAGCCGCCCAAUAGAGCUCAGCUUCCACAACAGCAACCCCAAAUGAACAGUUCUUUCGUCUCGCAGACGUCUACUACGGGGACACUAUCUGCCUCUAGCAGUUUCGGCGAGCUGCCCCACACGAAGCCGACGAUUCCGACAAGUUCAUUUUCCACUGAUCCAACCUCGCAAGCCACAUCCAUCAGCAAUCCACCGAGUCGUGCAGAUACGGAGGCGGCACGAAGAGCACAACAUCACCUUCAGGAGCCGUUCCUCUUUGCUAAGCUUGUAGAGCAGAAGAUCCAGAAGCGUGGUUUUGAACUUGGAGUACGCAUUCCCUCGGAAGGUCUAUUUCAUCCUGUACCUGGCCGACAGGCCCCGAUCGAAGUCACUGGUCCGGAUGGAUCGUCGAUUGUGCGGACGGGUCAGACCAUCCUCAAUCAGGAGGGUGCACCGUUGGUGGACAUUCUGAAUCUCAUUUCCCUCUCGUGCGAAGAACGCCUGAGAGGGGUGGUUGACUAUUCUGCUACACUGGCACGUAGUCGCAGAGCCCAUUCACAUGGUGUGGUUCCUGAUGCGUGGGUCGAUAUUGCGCAGCCUCUGGGUCCGAUUGCCGGGAACACGGUGACUCCGUCAAAACGGCCCAACCCAGAUGCCGAAGAGGCUUCCAAGAAACCCGUGGCAGAGAGAUACAGAGGACUUGUUGCGAGAGAGAAUAGCCAGGAGAACAAACGUGCAGCGAAACGGACGAAGAGAAGUGCAAGUGCCAUUGUUGGCGAAAGCACGGGCGCCCGGGCCGAUACUGCAGACAUCAUGGGCUCGGCUCCAUCUACUCCAUUGGGAGAAAGGGCACCCAGUUUCGACAUGAAAAAGUCGAUGACAAAGAAGGAGCAGAAGAAAUUGAUGGACAGCAAGGCCAACGAGGCGCAGCAGCACCAGCAAUCCGUGGAGACUGCACGACUAGCGACGAACUCGAUGUUGUCUGGUCGGAUGUUCGGAGCCAAAAAGUCAUAUUCAUGGCUGAAGCCCGGAGGCUCUUCCAGUGGAUUCUCGACACCAACCCGAGCUGCUCCUUCGACUCCAACGACCGGGCCAGAGAAACCCAGUCGGGCGGGUGAAACCCCUGCUGGUCAGCCCAAGCGACGAAUUGGAACGUGGCGAGAGGAUCAGGAGAAGGGGCGAGGCAUUCAGGUUCGGGAUAUCUUGUUUGCUGUCGAGGCCGACGGUCGAGCUAGCAAACACGUUCAAAAGGGCUACUCAAGAGACCCAAAAGAGGAUCGUGCAGCUUGA
This is a messenger RNA of Penicillium subrubescens, 1731 nucleotides long. RefSeq lists its product as uncharacterized. The transcript has 2 exons. Gene Ontology annotation, cellular component: transcription factor TFIID complex. Bases 1 to 1731 code for a protein of 576 amino acids. The record is from RefSeq and is a predicted model, not a curated record. Gene Ontology annotation, biological process: DNA-templated transcription initiation. NCBI's taxonomy places the organism in Eukaryota, Fungi, Ascomycota, Eurotiomycetes, Eurotiales, Aspergillaceae.